Messenger RNA from Carica papaya (papaya), 1498 nucleotides. It is a transcript of the gene OGG1, whose product is annotated as 8-oxoguanine-DNA glycosylase 1. The record is from RefSeq and is a predicted model, not a curated record. Gene Ontology annotation, cellular component: nucleus. Gene Ontology annotation, molecular function: damaged DNA binding; 8-oxo-7,8-dihydroguanine DNA N-glycosylase activity. Gene Ontology annotation, biological process: base-excision repair; base-excision repair, AP site formation; nucleotide-excision repair. NCBI's taxonomy places the organism in Eukaryota, Viridiplantae, Streptophyta, Magnoliopsida, Brassicales, Caricaceae.
CUGUUUUUUUCUUGAAAGGGGGAGACACCGUAGGGAGAAAUACCGGCGAAAAGAACCGGCCCUAUUUUAGUCGGUAACGGAAACCCUUCUCCACAAAGAUGAAGAAACCCAGGCUGACGCCACCGAUACCACCACCGUUACUCCCGCUGAUCCCUCAAACCCCUCAAAAAAUCUCAACAACACACCUCAAAUGGACGCCUCUGAAUCUCACCCGGUCCGAUCUCUCAUUGCCCCUCACUUUCCCUACCGGCCAGACCUUCCGCUGGAAGCAAACCGGACCUCUCCAGUUCAGCGGUUCUAUCGGUCCCCAUCUGGUCUCCCUUAAGCACCACCCGAAAAGCCGACACGUUUCCUACUGCCUCCACUACAGCACUGAUGCCUCGGCCGCCAAGCUCGCGCUCCUCGAUUUCCUCAACGCCCGCAUUUCUCUUUCUCAAAUUUGGGCAGUCUUCUCGGCAGCGGACCCGCGGUUCGCUGAUCUGGCUCUGCAUUUGCAGGGUGCUCGGGUGCUGAGGCAGGAGCCGCUCGAGUGCUUGAUUCAGUUCUUGUGUUCCUCAAAUAACAAUAUCGGGAGGAUAACUAAAAUGGUAGAUUUCGUUUCUUCUUUAGGACUUUCUUUAGGAGUCGUUGGUGAUUUCAAAUUUCACGAGUUCCCGUCUUUGGAACGCUUAUCGAUGGUGUCAGAGGAAGAACUUAGACAAGCUGGUUUUGGUUACAGGGCCAAAUAUAUAAUUGGUACUGUAGAUGCUUUACGAUCAAAACCUGAUGGAGGAAUAAAAUGGCUUCUGUCUCUUCGUAAAUUGGACCUGCAGGAAGUCAUUGAUGCUUUAUGUACUUUACCUGGUGUUGGCCCCAAGGUAGCAGCGUGCGUCGCUCUCUUCUCUCUUGAUCAACACCAAGCCAUUCCUGUUGACACGCAUGUGUGGCAGAUUGCUACAAAAUACCUCCUCCCUGAGCUUGCUGGUGCCCGCCUUACACCCAAGCUUUCUAGCUGUGUGGCAGAGGCAUUUGUGAGCAAGUAUGGGAAGUAUGCUGGCUGGGCUCAGACCUUACUUUUCAUUGCUGAAUUACCUGCACAGAAGAUGCUCCUACAAUCAUGUCCUGAAGCUAUCAAAGAGAAUAAACUUGCUGAGGGAAAGGAUGAUGAAACAAUUUGCGGUGGCUGAAAUGACAACUAUAUCCAGGUCUUUCAGAUUGGAAACCAGAUGCUCUCCUCUAUGCACCUAACUUCCUUGAUUGUUUUGACUUUUUAUGCGUCUCCUUUGAAGAGCAAGAUCCAUAUGAUGCUAUGUCUUCAAUCAUCUCAAGGAAUGGAAUCUAAAUGAUGUACCAUGUUGUCAUUUGAAUGUUUGACUGAAGGAUGAACUGCGUGGCUCUGAGAGUUGCUUCUAUCAUUUAUGAGCCAUACCCUGCACUUGCAGGUAUCCCUAUUUUUUUAAUGUAUUUCUAAAAGAUUUCUUUUCAGGGUUUCAUAUUUUAGAUUAGCUCCUUAUGUUGA